Molecule: messenger RNA, 1518 nt
Organism: Condylura cristata (star-nosed mole)
Lineage: Eukaryota; Metazoa; Chordata; Mammalia; Eulipotyphla; Talpidae
Gene: PM20D1
Product: peptidase M20 domain containing 1
Exons: 13
Coding region: 1-1512 (503 amino acids)
Biological process (GO): amino acid metabolic process
Molecular function (GO): hydrolase activity, acting on carbon-nitrogen (but not peptide) bonds, in linear amides
Source: RefSeq, a predicted model, not a curated record
AUGGCUAGGGCGUUCGUUUGUGUGCGGGUCCUGGCGACUGUGCUUCUGCUAAAUAUCUCCAUCGUCUCCAGAUCAAUGGGCCUGCGGGGCAAAGAGCGUCAGGGGGCGUCGCGAAUCCCCUCCGAGUUCAGCCCCGAGGAGCGCUUCGCGAUGAAAGAGGCGCUGAAAGAUGCCAUCAAGAUCCCAACGGUGUCUUUUGGUCCUGAGGAGUUCAACACCACAGCCCUCGCUGAGUUUGGAGAAUUCAUUCACAAAGCCUUUCCGAACCUGUUCAAAACCAGCUUCAUCCAACACGAAGUCGUGAGCGAGUACAGCCACCUCUUCACGGUCCGUGGCUCCGACCCCAGCUUACAGCCCUACCUGUUGACUGCGCACAUCGACGUGGUUCCGGCCCCUGAAGAAGGCUGGGAGGUGCCCCCAUUCUCUGGGCUGGAGCGCGAUGGCUUCAUCCAUGGGCGAGGCACGCUGGACAACAAGAACUCCCUCAUGGCAAUCCUGCAAGCCCUGGAGCUCCUGCUGACCAGAAACUAUGUUCCCCGAAGAUCUUUCUUCAUUGCUCUGGGCCAGGAUGAGGAGCUGUCGGGGAAUUAUGGAGCUCAGAAAAUCUCAGCCCUGCUGCAGGCCAGGGGUGUCCAGCUAGCCUUCAUUAUGGAUGAGGGUGGCUUCAUCUUGGAUGGUUUCUUUCCCAGCCUCAAGAAACCCUUUGCCAUGGUUUCUGUCACUGAGAAGGGCUCACUUAAUCUCAAGCUGCAAGUAAAAAUGACCCCAGGCCACUCUUCAGCCCCUCCAGCAGAGACAAGUAUUGGCAUCCUCGCAGCUGCUGUUAGCCGCCUGGAGAAGACGCCACUACCUAACAUGUUUGGAGAUGGGCCAUUGAAGACCACACUGCAACUAUUAGCAAAUGAGUUCCCCUUUCCUUCCAAUAUGGUCUUGAACAACCUGUGGCUAUUUGGGCCCCUUGUAAAGAGGUUACUGGAGAGGAAUUAUAUAACCAACGCACUCAUCAGGACCACCACAGCAGUCACCAUGUUCCAUGCAGGGAUCAAGAUGAAUGUCAUCCCACCAGUGGCCGAGACCGUGAUCAACUUCCGGAUUCAUCCUGCACAGACUGUCGAGGAGGUUAUUGAACUUGUCAAGAACAACAUAGCUGACGAUCGGGUCCAGUUGCAUGUGUUGAGUGCCUUUGACCCCCUCCCCAUCAGCCCCUCAGAUGAUCAGGCCUUCGGCUACCAGCUGCUCCGCCAGACCCUACAGUCCGUUUUCCCGGAUGUCAGCAUUAUUGCCCCAGGCGUAUGCAUUGGCAACACAGAUAGUCGGCACUAUACAAACCUCACGACUGGCAUCUACCGGUUCAACCCAGUCUACCUGCAGCCUCAGGGGUUCAGUAGCAUCCAUGGAUUGAACGAGAAAAUCUCCGUCCAAGCCUACGAGACCCAGGUGAAGUUCAUGUUCGAGUUGAUCCAGAAUGCUGACACAGAGCAGAGGUCAUCUCCUCACCAGCAUGAACUUUGAGGUUGA